This is a messenger RNA of Micropterus salmoides (largemouth bass), 2012 nucleotides long. RefSeq names its product peptidylprolyl isomerase domain and WD repeat containing 1 (gene ppwd1). Lineage: Eukaryota; Metazoa; Chordata; Actinopteri; Centrarchiformes; Centrarchidae. The record is from RefSeq and is a predicted model, not a curated record. Gene Ontology annotation, biological process: protein peptidyl-prolyl isomerization. Bases 33 to 1925 code for a protein of 630 amino acids. The transcript is spliced from 11 exons. Gene Ontology annotation, molecular function: peptidyl-prolyl cis-trans isomerase activity; protein binding.
CCAGAAAGGACAACACGGAAGAUUUGGCAGCAAUGGCGGCGGCAGAAAACAAUGUGGAACUUAAGCGAAAAGCAGAUGAUAAUCAUGAUGGAGAUGGGGACGGCGACGGCGAUGGAGAAGGAGACGAAUGGGUCGGACCCAUGCCAAACGAAGCUACUAAAGCCAAGAAAAGGAAAGUACUCGAAUACGAGCGUGUCUAUCUGGAAAACCUGCCUUCUGCUGCAAUGUAUGAACGCAGCUACAUGCACAGAGAUGUUAUCACCCACAUAGUUUGCUCCAAGACAGACUUCAUUAUCACAGCCAGCCAGGAUGGCCAUGUCAAGUUUUGGAAGAAGAAGGAGGAGGAGGGAAUAGAGUUUGUCAAACACUUUCGAAGUCAUCUCGGCGUGAUAGAAAGCAUUGCAGUCAGUUCUGAAGGGGCCAUUUUCUGUUCUGUUGGUGAUGAUCAGGCCAUGAAAGUGUUUGACGUUGUCAACUUUGAUAUGAUAAAUAUGCUGAAGUUGGGCUUUCAUCCAGGCCAGUGUGAGUGGGUCUACAAUCCCGGUGACGCCAUUUACGCGGUGGCCUGCUCUGAAAAAUCCACAGGAAAGAUCUUUGUCUAUGAUGGAAGGGGAAGCAACCAGCCCCUUCACGUGUUUGACAAGAUGCACUCCUCACCCCUGUCCCAAAUCCGCCUGAAUCCCAAAUUUAGAGUCAUCGUCUCUGCCGACAAAGCAGGAAUGCUUGAAUAUUGGACUGGCCUCCCAAAUGAAUUCAAGUUCCCCAAGCAUGUGCAUUGGGAAUACAAAACAGACACAGACUUGUAUGAAUUUGCAAAACAAAAAACUUAUCCCACCAGUCUUGCGUUUUCCCAUGAUGGGAAGAAAAUGGCCACCAUUGCUACUGACAGGAAAGUCAGGAUCUUCCGCUUCCUGACAGGAAAACUGAUGAGAGUGUUCGAUGAAUCAUUAACGAUGUUCACAGAGCUGCAGCAGAUGAGGCAGCAGCUGCCCGACAUGGAGUUCGGGAGGCGAAUGGCUGUGGAGAGAGAGCUGGAGAAGGUCGACGGGAUCCGACUGACAAAUAUCAUCUUUGAUGAGACUGGCCACUUUGUGCUUUAUGGGACCAUGCUGGGCAUCAAGGUUAUCAAUGUGGAAACCAACAGAUGUGUACGGAUCCUUGGGAAGUUGGAGAACAUUCGUGUGGUCAAGCUGUGUCUCUUCCAGGGGGUUGCAAAGGCCACGCAUGUGGCACCCACCGUAGAGAUGAAGGCAUCUGACAACCCUGCCUUAGAUAAUGUGGAGCCUGACCCCACCAUAUUCUGCACUGCGUUUAAGAAAAACCGCUUCUACAUGUUCUCAAAGAGAGAACCGGAGGAUACAAAGAGUGCAGACUCGGACAGAGACAUCUUUAACGAGAAGCCCUCGAAGGAAGAGGUGAUGGCUGCCACGCAGGCUGAGGGCCCCAAGAGAGUGUCUGACAGCGCCAUCAUCCACACCACCAUGGGAGACAUCCACAUCAAGCUUUUCCCCGUAGAAUGCCCCAAAACUGUGGAGAACUUCUGUGUUCACAGCAGGAAUGGCUACUACAACGGCCAUAUAUUCCACAGAGUGAUCAAGGGUUUUAUGAUUCAGACAGGAGACCCCACGGGCACAGGCAUGGGGGGGGAGAGCAUCUGGGGAGGAGAGUUUGAGGACGAGUUUCACGCCACACUCAGACACGACCGCCCGUACACGCUCAGCAUGGCGAACGGAGGCCCCGGCACAAACGGCUCACAGUUUUUCGUCACUGUUGUACCAACUCCUUGGCUCGACAACAAGCACACUGUGUUUGGAAGGUGUACGAAAGGCAUGGAGGCAGUCCAGAGGAUCUCCAAUGUCAAAGUGAACCCCAAGACUGACAAACCGUAUGAAGACAUCAGCAUUAUCAACAUCACCAUAAAGUGAUCGUAUGUCUUUAACAUGUCCUGUACAGUGUGUUUUUUUUUGUUUUGUUACCAGAAUGAGAUAUUAAAGAACACUUUGAGUAUGAUA